AUGACCAAAAAAAAGUCCGCCGGACCUUCGAAUAAAUUUGUUUCAGGCGAAGUUCUGAAAGAAAUUCAAUCAUGCCGACCAUUACGUUUGUUCAUUAAAAAACAAAGAAAAAAAGGAAAUGAAACUCCACCGUUUGCUUUACGAUCGGAAUUUCUGCAAACUUCAUCGGAAAAACAACUAAAGUAUUUUCAAAAAGCGAUCGAUAAAUACAUUCAACUAUUAGAUGAAAAAGAUAUCGACGAACGUGCCCAAAUCGAAGGGCAACUACUUGAAAACGUGCUAUCGAAACGAGAGCAGAAAGUCUAUUUCGAGUCGCUCAAUGCACCAAAGAAGCAUCUAUAUAAUGCAGCAGCUUAUUAUGCUGAAAUAAAUAAACAAGAGCAUAAUGAAAAUGCAAAAGCAUGGAAAUUGUUAACACCGGAUGAGAAGAAGCCAUACACUCAAAUGUUAAACGAUGCUAAAGAAGAGUAUGCUGCUCAAGUGAAGAACUUCACGGAAAAUUUACCAGAUCGUUUGAAAUGCGAGUAUUUAUCGUUCAUCAAACCAACGCAACCAGCAACGCAAGGAAGUGGUGAAAGUACCACUUCUGAACCGAUAAAACAACGUCGAAAAUCUGUUCAACCACUACUGGAAAACUUCCAGCUGCCAACCAAUGAAGCAGCAAGUCAAAAAUUGACUCGAAGUCAACUGGAUGAUCUCCAUAAAUGUCAGCCAAGUAUUCUCUACUAUGAAAAUAAAGUUUCUGAUGACGAAAAACCAACAUUUGCCAAUACAACAGCAAAAAAUACUUAUAUCCGAUCGUUAUUCAAUCAACUAAGCGAGAAAAAACGACAUAAGUUCAUCUUGAAAGCAACCAAAAAAUGGGAAGAAUAUCUCCAAUCACAUCCAGAUGUGCCUGAAAAUCAAAUUCCAACACUUCAUCUUCUAUUAAGCAAAAAUGAUGAUAUACAUUAUUAUUUUUCUACACUUGGCUUACCGGCUCGUCCACCAAUAAGUGCGCUAUAUCUAUACGGAAAUGAACGACAACAAACGGGUUCACAACAAAACUGGGCGGAUCUAUCGCAAGGGACGAAAGAUGAAUAUAUCAAGCGGUUAACAAAGAUAAAAGCUGAAUAUCAUCAAAAUCUAGUUGAAUUCGUCGAAAAAACGUUACCGUCAGAUUAUAUUCGACUUGAGUUUUUCCGAAAUGUCAAAGUUGCAUCGAAAGAUUACGAAGCCGCAACGAAAGAUCGAGUUCCUGAUAGAGAUGAAGGUCAAUUGAAGAUCACUCAAUACUUAAAACCGAAAAAGCCGAUCGACAGCGGCGAAAUGAACGAAUUCGAUCGAAUUAAACAACAAUUAUUGGCAACACCGUUGACAAAUGAACAGAAAAAGCUUGUCGAUCGAUUGGGACAAGUAAUGAAGAAAUAUCUUGGAGGAGAAAGUAUUGAUACAAAGAAAUCCUCGUCCGGAAAAGAUUCAGCGAAACCAGUUUCAUCCCAUCGUGCAUCGACAACUUCGAAUGAAGUGGUUUUAAUUAACGGUGAUGUUUCCGCCGACGAUGCUGAGCCAAAACCCAGCAAAAACAAGAAGAAACGCAAACAUGAAAAAGAUGAUGUCGAUGUUGAGAACACUACCUCAACAAAAUCCAGUCAUCAUGACCAAGACAAGCAAAGUUCAACAUCUUCUUCCAUGAAAAAACGUAAAUGA
This is a messenger RNA of Adineta ricciae, 1689 nucleotides long. The record is from the annotation of a GenBank genome assembly. NCBI's taxonomy places the organism in Eukaryota, Metazoa, Rotifera, Eurotatoria, Adinetida, Adinetidae.